AUGGAGUCUCCCACUGCUGCACCUACCGAGCCUGCCGCUACGAUGGCAGCACAAAGCGGCCUCGAGCCGUUUCGCCUCAUGGACCUUCCCACAGAAUUGCGCCUCAUGAUCUACAAGCAACUCCCUCGUCAGAUCAAGCAUACUGAGCUUCGAUAUCACCCCGCGAACUGUUUUGACAACGACAAGAUUGACUCGAUCAUCCUGGUCACACGUCACCUUCCAACAGCUCUGUUGCGUACAAGCCGUGAAAUAUACGCUGAAGCGCACGAUAUUGUUGCCGCUCUGAUCCGGACCUUUGUGAAAGAGUCGCAGCCAAGGGUCAUCGAACAUGACUCCUACGUGCAAAUGCUUGAUGUCCUCAGAGCCGUUACGACAGAACGUGAAAGGCUUGCUCCUGGUCGAUCCUGUGAUAUGAUAAGAGUCAGUCAAAGACACCCAGAAUUCGUCUACCACCCCGAGGAAACCGAACCACCUCGCGAGGUCACACAAUUUAUCUGUCAAGCUACAUUAGCGACCAGCAACCCUAUCGCGAUUAUAUCUUGCGUCGAUUUCGACAGCACAGCAGAUCACUUAACAACAGCCGAUGGCGAUCACUUGGUCAUCAGGAAUUGCUAUUCCAACGCCGAUAUGUCAACUGCCCAAUUCGAGUCGUUCCCGUUUUUGAGACUUCCCACGGAGAUACGUUUACUCGUCUAUGAACAUCUACCGCGUCAGGUCAAGCACACUGAAGUCUCUAUAGACGAUUUUGUCGCCAUCUUGGUCAUAUGGCACUUGCCCACGGUUAUACUACGCACUAGCAAGCUGAUUCGCGCAGAAGCACAGCCCAUCAUCAAGAGGCUGAUACAAGAGUUCAUUGAAGAGUCACAAACGAAGAUCGUCGGGCUCAGCAAGAGUGGUUCCAAGAUAAGACAUUGCAAAAUCCUGGAGUGCUUGACGACGCAAAUACCUAGGGAACGGAAUGCAGUGGAAGAUCUUGAACACUAA
This is a messenger RNA of Alternaria burnsii, 984 nucleotides long. RefSeq lists its product as uncharacterized. The transcript is spliced from 4 exons. Lineage: Eukaryota; Fungi; Ascomycota; Dothideomycetes; Pleosporales; Pleosporaceae. The record is from RefSeq and is a predicted model, not a curated record. The coding region runs from base 1 to 984 and encodes 327 amino acids.